AGCUCGUAAACAACCUAAUUAUUAUUUAUUUAUUUUUUAAUGAAAAAAAGUUGUUUCAAAGUAUUAUUUCCAAACUUUAAAGCUCUAAAUUAUAAUAAUGUCUUUUAAAGACUCCUUUGGUGAAACGAUAGAGGAAUAUGAAAUUUUAAACUUGCUUGGUAAGGGAGGCUUUGCUUGUGUUUACAAAGCAAGAUGCAAAAAUACUAAUCUGUUCGUUGCUAUAAAAAUGAUCAACAAAAAACUGAUGCAAGCAGCUGGCAUGGUAGAUCGUGUACGUCAGGAAGUAUCAAUACACUCUCGACUGAAACAUUCUUCUAUUUUGGAGCUUUACACAUUUUUUGAGGAUUUCAAUCACGUUUAUUUAGUUCUGGAAUUAGCUCAUAACGGCGAGCUACAGCGAUUUUUAAAAGAUCAUAAAAAGGUCUUAACAGAGUCUGAAGCUGCCGAAAUUAUGCAGCAGGUUGUUUCUGGUCUUCUCUAUUUGCAUUCUCAUAAAAUAUUACAUAGAGAUAUGUCAUUAUCUAAUUUACUUCUUACUAAAGACAUGCAAGUAAAAAUUGCUGAUUUUGGAUUAGCCACACAGCUUGCACGACCUGACGAAAAGCAUAUGACAAUGUGUGGUACCCCAAAUUACAUCUCACCAGAAGUUGCAUCAAGAUCAUCACAUAGCUUGCCAGCCGACAUUUGGGGCUUAGGUUGUAUGUUUUACACUUUACUUGUUGGCCGACCUCCGUUUGAUACUGAAGGAAUAAAGUCCACGUUAAAUAAGGUUGUUUUAGCCGAAUACGAUAUUCCGAACUUUUUAUCAAAUGAAGCUCGAGAUUUAAUUGACAAGUUUUUAAAGAAGAACCCUGCUGAAAGAAUUAAAUUAGAACAUGUACUGCGUCACCCCUUUUUUUUAAAGCAUCAAAAACUUCAAAGCUGUGACACUUUCAAAAAUUCCGUAGCUUUGAGUGAUAGUGGAAUCAAUACUUUCUCCAGUGAAAGAAGUCAUCGCUCUACUAGGUCCAGAUCAGCAGACAGAUUCGGGGACUUAAAAGGCGAUUAUAGAAACGAGAAAGAAGUUCACCCAAGACAUAUCCAUCCAAGUUUUGGGUUGGAUCACCAACUUCAUCAGGACAAAAAAGAGACCCAAGAUUUCAUUCUUAAUUCAUUGCAUAAUGAAUGUUGCACUACAACGAAACAAACAAUGGAUCAUCAGUUUUGUACAGAACAGAGUUCUAAACUUUUAUUUGAUAUUCCUAACAGUAAUUCUUCACAAAACUCCUAUAAGUUCUUAGAAGACGUAAAAUAUCAAAAAAGUAUUCUUGACGAUGGUUACAGUAGCAAUAGUAUAAAUCACAAAUUAUUUACAUUUAAAGAAGAGGAAUAUAAGGAGAACCUUUUCCAUAAAUAUGAAAACCAGUUGGAUAAUAUUCAAGUUCUAUGUGAAGAUAACUUGUUUAAAAAAAAUCUAUGUGAAAUAAAUCAUGACAACAAGGUUUCUGAUGCUGAUCAAAUAGAUAAUCAUAAUUUUUUAAUAAGUGGUCCAGCUUUUAGAGGACUUAAAGAAAACUUUGAGGCGAAAAUACCAGUUCCACAUUUAUCAACAGAACGACUGCAGCAAACAAGGCAUAAAACUAAAAAUGCUGUUAUGAGUAUAACAGAGGACGGUGAAGUUGUUAUUGAAUUUUUGAAAUAUAAACGUAACAUUCAUGAAGAAAGGGUAAUAGAUGUUUGCUGGAUAUCAAGUGAUGGAAUGAGGAUAAUUAUUUAUCAACCGAACGAAGGAAGGGGUAUACCUGUGUUGGAUAAACCUCCUCCGAAAUCAUUUUCAAAUGGUACAAAAGAAACUUAUAACUACAAUGAAUUACCAUCAAAGCAUUGGAAAAAAUACAUUUAUGCUGCACGAUUUGUAAAUCUCGUCAAAAGAAAAACUCCAAAAGUAACUUUCUACAAUUCUGAAGCCAAAUGUCAGCUUAUGGAAAAUUUGGAAACUUUUGAGAUGUUUUUUUGCAAUGGUGCUAAGAUAAUACGAUCAGAAAAUGAUGUAAUAAAAUUAACUGAUGAGCAUGGAUUGGACUUUAAUAUUGAUUAUACGCAUAUACAUAAUCCUGAUAUAAAACGGUUACUUAAACAGUAUAACACGUGUUUUAAUCACUGCAAAUAUAUCGAAAGAGUUUUAAGUCAAAUACCCGGGACUGGAGCGUGCUUUCCUGUAAUUAUUGGUAGGAAAACAUAUGUGGAACUAAGGGGAUCAUCUGGAAAUGUAAAAGAAAAUUCAAAUAUAUAUCAAACACCCAAAUCACGUGACAUAUCAUCAAUUGAUUUUACAAUGAGUGCAUCGUCAUCUCUCCAGUCAACGGUAUCAACAAGCCGGAAGCCUUUCAAUUCAAACAUACCAAUCAAAAGUUCGAACAUUCCAGGAAUUGGAAGGGCAGUACAGUUGUCGCAAGGAGUUGUGGAAAUACAAUUCUAUGAUUCAACAAAAUUAUCAGUUAUUCCAACAAGCAUAGGUGGUGGCAUUACUUUUACGAACUCAAAUGGUUCUAGUACGCAUUAUGCAAAUGUUGAAAAUCUUCCAAAAUUAGUUAGAGAAAAGUAUUCAAAUGUGCCUACCGUUAUAAAACAUUUAAAAUGCAACGAAACCAAAGUUGUUGUAAGCGAUUACAAAAUUAAACAUUUGAGAUAGUUGCAAUGAAAAAUUUAUUGACACUAGUUUAUAGAAAAUAGAGAUGACUAGGUACACCAGGUUUGCUAUUUAGUGAUAACAAAUUUUGAAAUAUGUACAAUACUUUCAUAUUUUUAUAUUUUAUCAUUAGUUUAUAUUUUUCAUUAUUUAUUUUCAUU
Molecule: messenger RNA, 2829 nt
Organism: Condylostylus longicornis
Lineage: Eukaryota; Metazoa; Arthropoda; Insecta; Diptera; Dolichopodidae
Gene: SAK
Product: serine/threonine-protein kinase PLK4
Exons: 8
Coding region: 98-2671 (857 amino acids)
Biological process (GO): protein phosphorylation
Molecular function (GO): protein kinase activity; ATP binding; protein binding
Source: RefSeq, a predicted model, not a curated record